AUGUCCACCGCGGGCCAAGACGGCACGGCCGCCUCUCACAAGACGGUGAGAGCAGUUCAAACAUCGCUCAACUAUAGUGACGCGAUGGAGGCGAGAGCCAGAGUUGGAUCGCUCGAUACCGCCAUCUUCGUAUUGUCUCUAAAGGUUAAACGAACUCUUGAGGCGCACUUGCAGAAGGGCCUACCCCAAGUAAAUGAUGAUCCCAUCAGAUACUUUAUAUCUGUCUUCUUCUCCGGCCUUGUCCCAGAACUCCAAAUCAGCAAUCCAAAUUUGGCUGGUACCAAUGAUCGACAGCAAUUAAUGAACCAAGUAGAACGUUACAAGUCUGAGAACCAGGAAAAAAUAAGCCAAAACCCUACACUUGAUGCCGCCUGUACCGGCCUGAAGCUGGCGAAGCGGGCGGAACACGAGCGUCGUGAAUUCAAUCGUCUAAUACACCUUAUUGCCCCCAACCUAUCCCAACUAGUUGGACUGGUUGUUACUGCGCGCUUGCUACAAAGGGCCAGCUCAAUGUAUACACUUGCACACUCGCCGGCAUGUAAGCUACAAUUACUUGGCGUAGCGAAAACCUACUAUCACGCCGUCUUAAGCGGUUCUAACGCUCCGAAGCGUGAAAGUAUCAUAUAUUCUUGCCCGGUCAUUAAGUUCGCCCCUGAAGAGUACCGGGGAAGGAUGGCGAGAUUUUUGGCGAGCAGGUGUGUCUUGGCCGCCCGAGCCGAUUACUUUCAGGGCGAAAGCUUCGGUGUGUAUGGUCGGGAUCUGCACCGGAAAGCUUUAGAGAUGUUCACAAAGUACAAGGGCGACAUGGGAACAAGUGAGUUUGAAAAAUGGGAAAAGGAUAUACAAGCGAUGGUAGCUGAACUUACGCAUACACUGGAAUCUCCAAAAGAGGAAGACAAGUUGUUAGCCGACACAGCGAAGAUGGAAAAACCAGCAGCACAGCCCGAAGUAGUAGAAGCAGCGCCCACCGAAAAGAUAUCAUAG
This is a messenger RNA of Xylaria bambusicola, 984 nucleotides long. RefSeq lists its product as uncharacterized. The transcript has 4 exons. The record is from RefSeq and is a predicted model, not a curated record. The coding region runs from base 1 to 984 and encodes 327 amino acids. Gene Ontology annotation, cellular component: U4/U6 x U5 tri-snRNP complex; U4 snRNP; precatalytic spliceosome. Gene Ontology annotation, biological process: mRNA splicing, via spliceosome; spliceosomal tri-snRNP complex assembly. Lineage: Eukaryota; Fungi; Ascomycota; Sordariomycetes; Xylariales; Xylariaceae.